CCUCCAAGCGAGACGCAACCGCAGGGGAUUUUGCGACAGCGGCUUUUGCGACGGCGGUGCUGUAAAGCGCGGGGUGUUGACAGCGGCCGACGGAGCAGGAACUCGGCCCGACGGGACACGGAGCCAUGAGCCGAGCGCGGAGGGUCCCGGGCCGGGGGGCCGCCAUGGCCAGGCAGAUGGGGCUGCUGGCAGACCCCGGCGCGGGGGGAAGCCCGGGGGAUCCCGGCGGUGACGGGGACGCGGCGCUGGAGGCUGAGCUGCUGCUGCUGCUGCGGGGCCGGGAGGCGCCGGAGGGGGGCGAACCGCCCCCGCCCCCCCAGCAAGAUCUGGCAGCAGUCGAGGCCCUGGCCCAGCUCUGCCUCCGGGAUCCCCUGGAGGAGGAGGAAGAGGAGGAAGGGGAGGAAGAGCUGGAGAACGAGGAGGAGCUGCUGGCAGAGCUGCAGGAGGUGCUCGAGGAGGGGUCUGGGAGCGUGGCUGCAGCGGAGACCCCACAGGAGCCCACGGAUGCCGGGGCGCUCCUGGCUGAGCUGUCGGAGCGUGCAGAGCUCUACCGGGCGGCCCUCAGGAACGCCGCGGCAGAAAACGGGAACGGGGCCCGGCUCCGGCGCCUCCAGCGUGGCCUCAAGACCCUGGAGCAGAUGCUGGAAUCCAUCCGGAGCGGGAAGCAGAUCGACAAGGCUGAGAUUCCACCCCCGGUGGCUCUGGGGAAGGGUGGGGUGGCCCCCGUGCCGCCGCCCUCCGUGAGCCCUGAGCCCCAAGCGCAGCCCCCUGCCCCUCCACAGCCCCCCCCAGCCCCUGAUCCCUGCCCAGAUCCCUGCCCGGAUCCCGGCUCAGUGCCAGCGCUCCGGGUGCGGCUCCAGGAGCUGCAGAAGGAAGCGCUGGCGGCCAAACGCUGCGGGGACACGGCCACGGCCCUUGGGCACUACCGGGCAGCCAAGAGGCUGGAGGCGCAGCUGGAGGCGCUGGGGCAAGGCCAAGUUCCGCCAGCCCCUGAUCCACAGCCGGAGGAGCCGAAGGCUCCACUCCCGAGGGAUUCACCGACGAGGGAUCCACCGGGCACCAGCCCAGCCCCUCCCGCCACAGAGCCACCCCGGGCACCACGGGACGUGCGGGAGGCGCUGGAGCAGCGCAUGGAGCGGUACCGGGUGGCCGCAGCCCAGGCCAAGGACAGCGGGGACGGGAGGAAGGCGCGGAUGCACGAGAGGAUCGUCAAGCAAUACCAGGCUGCCAUCCGUGCUCACAGCGCUGGCAAAGCUGUGGAUCUCUCGGAGCUGCCGGUUCCCCCAGGCUUCCCCCCCAUUCAGGGCACAGAGAUUGCAUCGGAGCCAAGCAUUUCUGGGAUGCUGGAGGCGGCCUUGAGGCUGGCGGGGCCGGAGGAGGAGGAAAAGGAGGAGGAGGAAGAGGAAGGGGGGGGCACCAAGGGGGCCAAGCCCAGUGCUCCCUGUGGGCCCCCUCCCAAACAGCCACCGCCCCCACGGAAUUCCCAAACAGCUCCCAAACCUGCUGGAAAAGCCCAGCAGCAGCUGGAGUUCCUGGAGCUGCGGCGGAGGCAGCUGGCGCAGGCUGCGCUCCGGGCCAAGCGCCGCAAUGACCUGGAGGGGGCCAAGCUGCUGCUGCGCCGGGCCAAAGGCAUUGAGGGGCUCAUUGGGGCCGCCCGGGGCGGGCUCCCCGUGGACAUUGCCCAGGUCCCGGAGGUGCCUCUGGAUGGGGCUGAGUUCGAACUGGGGCCAGGCCGGGGGGUCCCAAUGCCCCCCGAGGCCGCCAAGACCUUCCUGCAGCUGGCGGGGGCCCUGCGGAGGCAGCACCAGAUGUGUCUCACCUAUUCCCGACAAUUCGCUCAGCUGGGGAACAUCUCAGAGACCACCAGGUGUGAGGCGCUGGCCGAGGAGUGCCGGCGGCAUAUGGAGACCCUGCGGAGGGAGCACAGCCGGGGGGGGCCCCCCCCGAAACCCCGCUAUGAGCAGAGAACCUUCAGUGUCGUCAAGAUGUUCCCGGAGCUGAGCAGCAGCGACCUGGAGCUGGGAAUAGAGAGAGGGAUCGGUCUCCCCGUGCCGCCAGGCGUGGCCCCCGGUGACCUGGACACCUUCGUGCGCUUUGAGUUCCCCCACCCCAGUGCGGAGGAGGCACAGCGGGACAAGACCAACGUCGUCAAAAACACGGAUUGUCCUGAAUUCCGGGCGCGGUUCCGGCUGCGGCUGCUCCGGGGGCACCGGGGGCUGCGCAGGCUCCUGAGCUCCCGCGGGAUUAAGUUCGAGGUGACCCAGAAAGGGGGGCUGUUCCGGCCGGAGCGGGCUCUGGGUUCCGCACAGCUGCGGCUCGAGGGGCUGGAAGGGGCCUGUGAACUCCGGGAGCAGCUGCAGCUGCUGGACGGGCGGCGCCGGACGGGCGGGCAGCUGGAGGUGUGGGUGCGGAUCCGGGAGCCGCUGGGAGCGCAGCGGCAGCUGGAGCCGCGCUCCGAGCGCUGGCUGGUGCUGGAGCCGGGAGCCGAGGCCACGGUCGCCGUUCCCAAACCGUCUGUGGCGGCCCCGAAAAAGGACCCGAGCAACAGGUCCGUCCCGACAUUCCCAAGCCUCAGCCUGCUGCUGUUUGACCGGGAGCGGCUGGAGCGGAAGAUGGUGCCGUUUGGCCGCGCGGGGUGCCCGGUGCCCCCCGAGCUGCGGCAGCAGCACCAGGAUCUGCUCCGGCGCAUCCAGGGACUGCGGACACGUCUGCAGGGGGGGGACCCCCGCUUCCGCACGGAGUACACGGAGCACCUGGAGCGGCACCUGCGGCUCUACACGGAAGCUGCGCGGCGCCUCGGCACCCAGGGAGAGCGGGAGGCAGCCAAAGAGGCUCUGUACAAGCGGAACCUGGUGGAGAGCGAGCUCCAAAAGCUCCGUGGAUGAGUCCCCCCUGCCUUGCCUCCCCUUCUGGGGCUGGGACCACGCAGGGUUUUGGGGAGCUCAGAGGACCUCUCCCCCUGCUUUGGGGGGGGCUCUGGGAACA
Molecule: messenger RNA, 2985 nt
Organism: Corvus hawaiiensis (hawaiian crow)
Lineage: Eukaryota; Metazoa; Chordata; Aves; Passeriformes; Corvidae
Gene: CC2D1A
Product: coiled-coil and C2 domain containing 1A
Exons: 29
Coding region: 126-2885 (919 amino acids)
Biological process (GO): regulation of transcription by RNA polymerase II
Cellular component (GO): nucleus
Molecular function (GO): RNA polymerase II cis-regulatory region sequence-specific DNA binding; DNA-binding transcription repressor activity, RNA polymerase II-specific
Source: RefSeq, a predicted model, not a curated record